Molecule: messenger RNA, 4369 nt
Organism: Sycon ciliatum
Lineage: Eukaryota; Metazoa; Porifera; Calcarea; Leucosolenida; Sycettidae
Exons: 7
Coding region: 71-2944 (957 amino acids)
Source: RefSeq, a predicted model, not a curated record
AGAUCGCAAGAGCAGGGAGGGAGUGUUCAAAAGCUGCAUCGCUGAUAUCGUGCAUGAGCGUGUGCUGCUCAUGGGCCCUGGUCGCGGUGGAAAGACGGGACUGGCGAGGUCUCUGGCAGAGAAGGAGUUCAAAAAGACCGCAAGCACGCUAGGCAUCGACAUGGACAAGCUGACGUUCUUCUUGGACGAGAGUGAGGAAGGUGCGUACAAAUUGAAGCCAACAAAUGCGGCAGACCAUCUAGCCCAGUUGGCUGCUUCAAUUGUCAACACAGUUAUGCGCACUGAAGCUCAUUACUCUCGGCAAGGAAAUGUCAGCGGCGCAAGCGCUAACCCUAACCAGGCAGCUGGAGCAGUUCGCACAGCUUUGAGCAAGUUUUUCAAGCGCCUGGAUGAGGCUCGUGGUUUGGAUGAGGACACCAUACACAUCGAUGUGUGGGAUUUGGCAGGGCAGAUGCCAUUCCACGCAUUGCAUGACCUGGUGUUCUCACCCGAGCGCACCACGUACUGCGUCGUCUUCAAUGCCAGCAUCGAACUGGGUACACCGUAUGCGGAUAUCCUGACUGAUGAAGAUGGCGAGGACAAUCAGCUCAACAUCGACCAACCCACCUGUACCUACUUUGAUGUCAUCGACUCAUGGCUAUGUACAGCCCGCGAAGCAAUCACAGACAACGCCACUGCACCGAUCUACCUCAUUGGUACGCACCUGGAUGGCAUGACUGAAGAAGAUGUUCGCAAGCGAAGGAGACAACUCCAACAACUAGCUGACAACAAGAAGUACACUGACAGCAUUGAGCGAGUCAUCUUCGUUGACAACACUCUGUCUGGCUCAAAGGUUGACCCAGGAGUUGCAAAGUUGCGUGAAGAGCUGGCGGGCGUAAUUCGAUUCCGUCGCAGAGAGAAGCUGCCAAUCUCGUGGUUGCCAUUCCCAGAGGUACUAGAGGCGAUUGCACAGGAGACGUCAUCGUUCAUCAUGAGCUAUGACAGGGUAUGCAGCAUCGCUCAGGAUGCAUGCGGUGAUGCUGACGUGGAUGUGCCCAGUCUGUUGAGACUGAACCAAUCACUCGGCCAUCUCAUUGUCUUUGAUGAUGAGGGUAGCCACUUCCCAUCUACUUCAGCCACUGUGCCACCUGACGGCCUGCCAACCGCAUCAACAGCAGCACAAGCAGCACCAGUGGAGGCAGAAGCACCAGCAGCACAGCCAGCAGCCCCUGAAGCAGCGGCGGCAGCCAAGAGAGAUGAAGCCGUACUCACGUCCCGACGUCAGCCACAAGCUAGCGCAGCAGGAGUAGCAGCUGCAGCACUAGAGCAGAAACAAGUUCUAGCCAGCACUCCAUGGCUGAUGUUGGCAUCCAAGGCUGUCCUUUUGCCAGCACCGUCGCUGUUCAAGCAAGCUCGUGGGUUCAGGAAGCAGUAUAGGCUGCUGAAGGAUGGCAUUCUGUGCGAGUCACUAGCGAUUCACAGAUGGGAGCAGGAGAAGGCCACAAGAGGUCUGGUGCAAUCUCAGGAGCAGCGCCGGAGUCUCUUUUCACUGCUAGCUUCGCAUGGCGUAGUCUAUGAUGCAGAUGAGGAUGAUCCAUUUGUUACAGGGUGUAAAGUGUAUUAUGUGCCAGCACUUGCCCAGUGUAAGCCGUCACAAGCGCUAGAGUCCAAAUCAGCGUCGCUCUACCUGGUUGGCAAAGAUCCAGAAAGGAGCAUCACCCAAGCGCAUUUUGCCCGGAUCACCGUGCGAUGCUUGCAGAAGUACCGACCGCACGGGACGAAGGAUUUGCGCAUGGGCCUCAACGUGUCAAUGAGAUGCCAGAAUGAGUUUCAGCUUCAGCUCUCCUAUUCUUCCACCGCCAUUCGCAUCACAGUCGACACCGACAAGAGGGAGAAGACAAUAGAUCACUGUGUGUCUGUUGCCCGCUUUCUUCUCGGUGCCAUCGGAGAGCUGCAGCAGCUGUAUGGCCAGCGCCUGUUGCUCCUCCAUCCCAGCAUAGCGUGCCUGUGCCGUCACGACAGGCCAUGCCAGCUGCACACCCAGCCCCACUGCCAGAGCACCGGGUGCCAGCACUUUGCAACGAUCGGUAUGGACGUCCGACCAAUCCUCUGCGAGCGGCAGCUGGCACAAGUUGACCUGUCAACGUGGGACAGAUGGAUCAAGCCGUUCUACCCGACGUGCGAUGUUGCUGACUUGUGUCGCUUAGUUGAUGAAGGCACUGCCGGAAUGGAUGAUGGUGUCAAUCCUUGGUGUGAUGAUCGCUACAAGAGAUGGCAUCAGUGGUUCGUGGAAACACUGGAACCACAGUCGACUCGACUGGCAGCGAUUUCAAAGGGGCUGAUCACAGAGGCUCUCUACAAAAGGCUGAUGGAUACCAAUCUUCGAGCUGAUCACAAUGAGCAAUUGCUAUGGGCUGCUUCUGGUGGUGGACGUAGGACAUUCAAGCUGUUCCUCGGGGUCCUUGCCGACCUUGGCUACAACUUUGUGGAAGUGCGAACCAAGCUGCAAGUGCUAGUGUCGCCUGACACUGACAGCACUGCUGCCACAUACAGUGUGAUCGCUGAUGGAGAAUCAAGUCCGCAGGUGUCUACGCUUCAGUUCAUCCCAGUAGUCUCAGUGACAGAGUCCGGGAGAAUGCUGGAGGACAUCGAUGAUCAGGUCAGCUUCUGCAGCCAGCUGAAUGAGAUCUUCAGCAAGGAAGAACGAGAUGAUCUGGCGUGUUCGAUUGUGGAGGAAGUAACUGGAAGCAGUGAGAACUCUGAGAAACUGAUCAUCGACUCAUUCCGCCGCCGUCAAGAUGCACCUGAUUACCGUGAUGCUAAGGCUAUUCUUCACUACUGGAUGAGUAAGCGGACUGCCCCACCAUGCACGAGUGAUCUGAUCAAGCUCACGCGCGCCGUCUGUCCGUUGCGUCUUUCCAAAAUCAAGGCGUUGUUCGGUAGCUCUGCCAAGUCAUCCGACUGACUCGACUUGCUGAUACCACCACUUACGCUGUGUGUGUCUCAGAUGGACGUCAGAAAGGCGUGCGUAGGGUUGUUGUACAUAGCACCUCGGAUCACCAGUGGCCGCAGGUUUAGUUCCGCCAAACAUGCCAUGUGAUAAUGCUGUACUUGGUUCCAUUCCGCCUUUUCUUCUUUGUUUUCUGCCCUCCUAUUACGUAUAUUGAUUCUCCAAUUCAUUCUCCAAUUCAUUCUCCAAUUCAUUUUCCAAGGUAUCCUUCUAUGCAGAUUAGUAUGCUGAUUACAGCUUUAGUUCUGGAUUGUUCUUUUUAAAACUACUGUCGCUUUGUUUAGCUAUAUUUCUUGUUUAACUCCAUUUCUUGUUUAGCUUUAUUUCUUGUUUAACUCCAUUUGUUGUUUAGCUCUAUUUCUUCUUUAGCUCUAUUUCUUGUUUACUUCAAAAUUGGCUAUAUUUCUUGUUCUUGAUACUAUUAGUAUAUGUAGGUCAUUCCGAUCUCAAGGCAGGGAAUAUGCUUGCUGCGUGUUUCCCAUUUCCACAUGGCAUUUUGAAUGCACCCUGCUGUAUUGCACAAAACAAUACAUGUCUGCUCCCCCCACCUUCCCCCCCCCCCCCCCCACCUCUCCUCGCCCGGGCCCUGCCCAGUGUCCAGAGUAGGGUGCGUACUCUGCCCCCCCCCCCCACCCCUUUCCUCUCCCCUCCCCGCCCUGCCCAGUGUCCAUUGUACAUUUACAUGUAUUUGUGCAUUCUCAGGUCUCCCCCCCCCCCACCCCCACCGUUAUCCCCCCCCCCACCGAUAUCCCUCCCCUACACAGCCACUGAUGCCUUGCUGAUGCUCAGCUACUUGCUCUUCCUUUUCAAUUGAAUUUAUAUGAAUAGACUUGCUCGACUUUCUUGCACGCUGCUGGAUCACACUGUCACUGCUUCUCACUUUUCUAGUUCUGAGUCCAGCAUAGUUUCGCACUUGUUCUGCAGCCGUAUCGCUCCCCUACGUCCGCCAUUUUGCCGUUUACCGUGACUGCUGUGUCCAGUGCACGUUGCAUAGUGUCGUUUUCACCUGCCAGACCCACAGCUGCUGCAAUAGCUCACCCAAGCAUGGUAGCAAGUUACUAUCAACGCUAACAUACUCUUAGAUACAUGAUUUGCACUACUAUCUUUUUCUGCCUCUUCUCUAGAUCUGCCACCUCCUCCUCCCCCCCCCCCCCCUCACCCUGCUUCAGCCUAUCCCGUUCGCUAUGUACAUGUACAUGUGUCUGCCCAAGCUCGUUCCCAGUUUUCUCGUUGUGGCACUGCUUUCCUGUAUUGCCUCGGGCAUGAAAUCUACAAUAUGUACAAUAUGUACAUGCAGAUAUGCAACACUGAUUCUUAUUGAUUGCAUACGUUUUGACCACCUAUGUCAAGGAAUCGCCACCUUUGGAGGCUCGGAGCUCA